Helobdella robusta is the source of this 654-nucleotide messenger RNA. RefSeq lists its product as hypothetical. The record is from RefSeq and is a predicted model, not a curated record. The transcript is spliced from 3 exons. Lineage: Eukaryota; Metazoa; Annelida; Clitellata; Rhynchobdellida; Glossiphoniidae. The annotation marks the transcript as partial.
UCAGGUGAAUCAGUUCCAGAAAGUGAGAGAGCCAGUCAGGUGAAGAUCCAGGAUAAUCUUAGUGCUUCUAGCUCCACUCACAAUCUUCCAAACAUCGACAAGCCUGCUGCUGCUGCUGCUACUGCCUCAGCAGCUGUUGGAGCUACAGCUGCCGAGAAGCUUGUAUGGGAAGAGGAGAAAAUGAAACUCUAUGAGCAGCUAGAUGACAAGGAUGAUGAGAUAAACAAUCAAGCUCAGCUGAUUGAGAAAUUGAAGGAACAGAAUCAGGAGCAGGAAGAAGUAAUAAUGGGCAUCCGUCGUGAACGGGACAGUCUGCAAGUUGAUGUGCAACGCAUGCAAACUGAAAACGAAUCAUCCAAAGAUGAAGUGAAGGAAGUUCUUCAGGCCCUAGAAGAGUUGGCAGUCAAUUAUGACCAGAAGUCACAGGAAGUUGAAACAAGAAAUAAGGAGAAUGACUCGUUGAAUGAGGAACUUCAGAAACGAGUGUCGACUCUUCAGACUCUUGAAUCAGAGCUGCAUCAGUUGAAAGAGAGCAACAGCCAUCAACGCAAACGCGUCCUUGACAUGAUGAUGAAUCUCAUGAAGGAUCUUUCAGACAUUGGAUCUGCCAUCGGAAGCGAGUUCAAAGUCAGGCUUCUUUUAAUUUUGAUCUAA